Heterocephalus glaber (naked mole-rat) is the source of this 1878-nucleotide messenger RNA. RefSeq names its product mevalonate diphosphate decarboxylase (gene Mvd). The record is from RefSeq and is a predicted model, not a curated record. Lineage: Eukaryota; Metazoa; Chordata; Mammalia; Rodentia; Bathyergidae. Gene Ontology annotation, cellular component: cytosol. Gene Ontology annotation, biological process: isoprenoid biosynthetic process; isopentenyl diphosphate biosynthetic process, mevalonate pathway. Gene Ontology annotation, molecular function: diphosphomevalonate decarboxylase activity.
GCGUGAAUGGAGCGCCCGCCCGGCGGGUCCCGCAGGAUUCGCGGUGGUGCGGCUCCGGACUGUUGGACAAUGCCCUCAGACGAGUCGUUGGUGGCCGUCACCUGCACUGCGCCGGUCAACAUCGCGGUUAUCAAAUACUGGGGCAAGCGAGAUGAGCAGCUGAUCCUGCCCCUCAACUCCUCUCUGAGCAUCACUGUGCACCAGGACCAGCUAAGAACCACCACGACGGCUGCUAUCAGCAAGGACUUCACGGAGGACCGGGUCUGGCUGAACGGCCGGGAGGAGGACGUGCGGCAGCCGCGGCUCCAGGCCUGCUUGAGGGAGAUCCGCCGCCUGGCCCGGAAGCGCAGGAGCACAGGAGAUGGGGACCCACUGCCCCCCAGUGUCAGUGACAGGGUGCACGUGGCCUCGGUGAACAACUUCCCCACGGCUGCAGGCUUGGCCUCCUCAGCAGCGGGCUUCGCCUGCCUCGCCUACACCCUGGCCCGUGCCUAUGGGGUUGAGGGUGACCUCUCGGAAGUGGCUCGCAGGGGCUCGGGCAGCGCGUGUCGCAGUCUGUACGGGGGCUUCGUCGAGUGGCAGAUGGGGCAGCAGGCAGAUGGCAAGGACAGCGUCGCCCGGCAGGUGGCCCCUGAGUCGCACUGGCCCCAGCUCCGAGUCCUCAUCCUGGUGGUGAGCGCCGAGCAGAAGCCGAUGGGCAGCACGGCAGGCAUGCAGACCAGUGUGCAGACCAGCGCCCUGCUCAAGUUCCGGGCGGAGGCGCUCGUGCCGGCACGCAUGGUGGAGAUGGCCCGCUGCAUCCAGGAGCGAGACUUCCCGGGCUUCGCCGAGCUCACCAUGAAGGACAGCAAUCAGUUCCACGCCACCUGCCUGGACACCUUCCCGCCCAUCUCCUACCUCAGCGACACGUCCCGACGCGUCAUGCAGCUAGUGCACCGCUUCAACGCCCACUACGGGCAGACAAAGGUGGCGUACACAUUUGAUGCGGGCCCCAACGCUGUGCUCUUCACCCUGGAUGACACCAUGGCUGAGUUUGUGGCUGUCGUGAGGCACACCUUUCCCCCAGAGGCCGAUGGAGACAAGUUUCUGAAGGGGCUGCCGGUGACACCCGCCCCUAUCUCUGAUGAGCUGAAAGCCACACUGGCCAUGGAGCCUGUCCCUGGAGGUGUCCAGUAUGUCAUUGCCACGCAGGUGGGGCCAGGGCCGCAAGUCCUGGAUGACCCGGACGCUCACCUCCUGGGCCCUGAUGGCCUGCCGAAGCCCAAGCCGGCUGCCUGAGCCUGCUGCCAGACGAUGUCUCCCCCUACAGGCUACUCACUGGGACCAGGGACUGGCACAAUGGCCAGGCCACGCUUGGGGCCCGGCUGUGGGGGGCUGGUCCCCCAAGUACCUCACUUCCCCGUGGUGCUUCGCUACAGUGGGCGCUAGAUGGAGCCCUGUGGAGGGCCCCCUGAUGCCGGUGCUGCCCUGGGAUGUGCAGGCAGGGGCUCCUGAGGAGGCGCCUCUCUCUGGGGCUUCCCACGGGAAGCCUAACCAGCUGCACCUCUGAGACUCCCUGACCCUGCACUCCCUGACCUCAGGCCACAGUGGGAAUGGGAGUGGGAUGUUUUUAAAAAGACCAGUGAGCUGGUGGCAUCCAGUCUGGGUAAUGCAGUGACUUAGAUCCUGUCUCACUAAAAAAAAAAAAAAAGAAAAAAGAAAAGAAAAACAUGCUGGGGAUGUAGAGCCCUGGGUUCAACCCCUAGUGCUGCCAAAAAACAAAACAAAUAUGAAAAAAACCAAGGGACCAGCAACCCCUCCCUUGCAGAAGGGGCUGCCGAGUGGGCCCAGUGAGGCGGGGCCCAUCCCGCAGAAUAAACGGUGUUGGUGACUGCGGUC